Botrytis deweyae is the source of this 591-nucleotide messenger RNA. RefSeq lists its product as uncharacterized. Bases 1 to 591 code for a protein of 196 amino acids. NCBI's taxonomy places the organism in Eukaryota, Fungi, Ascomycota, Leotiomycetes, Helotiales, Sclerotiniaceae. The record is from RefSeq and is a predicted model, not a curated record. The transcript is spliced from 3 exons. Gene Ontology annotation, cellular component: lipid droplet; endoplasmic reticulum. Gene Ontology annotation, molecular function: triacylglycerol lipase activity; acylglycerone-phosphate reductase (NADP+) activity. Gene Ontology annotation, biological process: triglyceride catabolic process; phosphatidic acid biosynthetic process.
AUGGCAAAGAAACCUACAAUUCUCAUUACAGGUUGUAGUGAUGGAAGUAUCGGGCAUUCUCUCGCUCUCGAAUUUGUUCGUCAAAACUACCAUGUUUUCGCCAGCUCUCGUCGACUCAGUACAAUGAAAUCUCUUGAGAAAGAUCCUGAUAUUACCUUGAUUGAACUCGAUGUAACAUCGCCUUCCUCAAUCCAAGCAGCCUGCGAAAGAAUGUCUGCGGCCACAGGUGGAACUCUUGAUAUCCUCUACCAGAAUGCCGGAGUACGAACAAUAACCCUCGCCAUGCAUUUUGAGAUCACUAGAGUCUUUAUGCCGCUUUUAAUGAAAGCUGGCCCUGGAAGUAGGAUUGCAUUCUCUAGCAGUCUGGCUGGGCAUAUGCCAAUCCCAACCCAAUCACUCUAUAAUGCAUCAAAAGCCGCUCUACACUCGUAUAUAUCGAUUUUGGAGCUUGAACUUAAGCCUUUUGGAAUAUUCGUCAUCAAUGUGGCUUCAGGUACAGUUGGUACCGCCAUGUUGACUCGGAAUCAGAUGGACAUAUUACCAGAAGACUCUCCCUAUAAAUUAAUCGAAUCCGAUCUUAACGAAGCUUGA